Molecule: messenger RNA, 373 nt
Organism: Drosophila nasuta
Lineage: Eukaryota; Metazoa; Arthropoda; Insecta; Diptera; Drosophilidae
Exons: 2
Coding region: 170-358 (62 amino acids)
Source: RefSeq, a predicted model, not a curated record
UGAGAUAGUAGUCAUUAAAGAAAAGUUGCAAAUUGCACAAAAUGCUUUUAGACAAUGGCACUACGCAGUACAACCAGAGGGUUGAGGAUAUAAGACUACUUAAAAAGAAAUUUCAAAUUUAUACACAGAGCGUGAAUGCUUAAAGCAUGCAAUAAAAAGUACGGCUAAUAUGAGAAAAGAAAUUGUUCGACUUCAAAGAGCUUUAAAUCAAGAACGCAUUCGAAUUAGGGCAUUAACAGAGGACGCGAAGACACCAACGGGUGUUCAUCGGUGGCGAAUUUUAAAAGGAGAAGACCCACAAAAUUUGAGCUACUGGAAAAACUUCAAGUAUUGCAAAAAAUCAGGAGGGACUCUAUAAUAAUUAAGUUUUCGU